Mercenaria mercenaria is the source of this 1821-nucleotide messenger RNA. RefSeq names its product alpha-(1,3)-fucosyltransferase fut-5-like. The record is from RefSeq and is a predicted model, not a curated record. Gene Ontology annotation, cellular component: membrane. Lineage: Eukaryota; Metazoa; Mollusca; Bivalvia; Venerida; Veneridae. Bases 216 to 1589 code for a protein of 457 amino acids. The transcript has 2 exons. Gene Ontology annotation, molecular function: alpha-(1->3)-fucosyltransferase activity.
GCGCGCUGUUUAUUUUAUCCUUCAUUUCAAGGUCCCUUUUAGAAUCAUAUAUUCAUAAUACAUGACAAGUUUGCUGUUGAAAACGAUUGAAUGAAAACAGUAUAUUGAACAAAGAUACAUAGUUAGGAUAUUCGGACUGACUUGAAUACAAAUAACAUAAUAACGGUUUAUGUACAUAUUUUUGAAGAUUGUAAGAAGCUGGUGAAAAGAAAAGUAUGAAAACAACAAGAAUAAGAAAACUGUUUAUUUCUUCAACAUUGACUGUCAUGUUGAUAUUGGCACUUCAAACGUACUACAGUGAUCGUCUUUCAUUUGGAACAUCAGUCGUGUUAACAUCGCAAUAUUCCGUGCACGUGCGUGGACAUUCUCAAACAGUGGUAACUAAUAAAAUGAAAUAUUCAAGAUACGGAACUGGAACAAGUAUUGUAAAAGAGUCUUUAAAUGAAAUAAUUAGUCAACAUUCAAAGUAUAAUGGAAGCGCAGAUGCUUCACAAGAACUUCACUAUAUACCUAAGCGAAGAAAGCUGCGAAUAGCGCUUUACCAUGUAUAUCAUGGACUAAUAAAGGCUCACAUGAGAAGUUUAAAUAUGUCCAGUUGUUUCCAUUAUCAAAACUGUGAAGUUGUAUAUAUCAAACCGUUUACAACAGGAAUUAUAGAUGCAGACGCUGUUCUUAUUCAGGGAAACAAUGUACCAAAUAAACUCCCAAAACAUAGAGAUAAGAAUCAAGUUUUCAUUUUUGUAACAGUAGAAUCGCCCAUAUAUCUGCGAUUCACCAACCCUUAUGAGAAAAGAGUCCAUAAUUAUUUUAACUGGACCAUGACUUAUAGAAUAGACUCCGAUAUUCCAUACGUUUAUGGCUCUGUUAUUCCAAAUAAAGUAGAUAAAAACUAUGUCAUUCAGAGCAUAGAAAUUAAUAAUAACUUUAGAAAUAUAGGUAUGAAUGCGUCUCUAGACGAGAAGGUAAUCAGUAAUUAUACCGGCGACGUUAAUAAGAAUUAUAGUGAUAUAUUCCGUCAGAAGACAGAAACUGCACUUUGGUUUGUAAGCCAUUGUAGGACACCGAGCAAACGUGAGGUGUAUGCCAGUGAAUUAGCGAAGUACACAAAUGUUACUAAAGUCGGAAAGUGUAACAUGAACAGGUCGUCUUCAUGUCCAAAACGGAGCGAUUGUGACACUGACUGGGCUAAGAAAUACAAAUUCUACUUAGCAUUCGAAAAUUCCUUGUGUAUUGACUACAUUACGGAAAAAGCCUUUCUGUGGUUCACAAGAGAUAUUGUUAUUGUUGUUCGAGGUGCUAUUCAUUAUGAAAAUUAUCUUCCGAAGGGCACAUUUAUAGAUACCAAUGCGUUUAAUUCAGCAAAAGAACUUGCACAACAUCUGAACAAAGUGGGUGCAAACGAAGAAGAAUAUACAAACAUUCUAAAGCUGAAGGAUCAUUAUUCUGUCAUAAAAGAACGAGAACACGCUCAGAUAUCGUAUUGUAACUUGUGUUAUAAAUUAAACAAUCUCAACCAAUAUCGAAAAUCCAUCGCAAAUGUAAAUGAUUGGUGGAACAGACAUGACUGUAUUAGAAGUAAUGAUAUAUGAUAGCUAUAAUACAAAUUGGCAAUAAUUUUGGGAGAAUCUAUAUCUUAUCUGUAGAGCUAUGAUAUGUACACAAAAAAUGUGUGUCUAUUUUAUUUCUAGGAUGGGCUGGAAUUUUAUUUUGUUCCUUGUUCCUGUUAUUGUUUGUCUGUCUUUGAUUAAAUGGGGAAUUUAUAUACCACUGAUACCUUUUCCAUUUAUAUAAUAUUAUUUCAAGACAGCUAAUCUCGUGAAA